UUGCACUGAGGGACGGGACUGCCCCCCCCCUCCAAAUUAUGGGGAAACAAUGUGUCGGAGAGAAGAUGCUGCUGGUUACUUUGUCGUAACUACUUUUCAGCGGGGAAUCGGGACGGGCCGGGAAGUAUGAAGGAGAUGGUUGGAGGUUGCUGCGUGUGUUCAGACGAGAGAGGAUGGGACGAGAAUCCUUUGGUCUACUGUGACGGACAUGGUUGCAAUGUUGCUGUUCAUCAAGCUUGUUAUGGAAUCAUUCAGGUACCAACUGGACCUUGGUUCUGCAGGAAGUGUGAAUCUCAAGAACGAGCUGCCAGAGUGCGAUGUGAACUCUGUCCCCACAAAGAUGGUGCUCUCAAGAGGACUGAUAAUGGAGGUUGGGCCCACGUGGUGUGUGCCCUCUAUGUUCCUGAGGUGCAGUUUGCUAAUGUUAUAAGCAUGGAGCCCAUUGUACUGCAGUACGUUCCCCACGAACGCUUCAACAAGACCUGUUAUCUCUGUGAAGAACAAGGACGAGAGAGCAAGGCGGCAACGGGAGCUUGUAUGACUUGCAACCGGCAUGGGUGUCGGCAGGCGUUCCAUGUCACUUGCGCCCAGAUGGCAGGCCUACUGUGUGAGGAACAGGGCUCUGAAAUCGAUAAUGUGAAGUAUUGCGGCUAUUGCAAGUACCAUUUCAACAAAGUGAAGAAAUGUCGGCAUUCAGCUAACACAUCCUAUGACCAAGGCCUGAGUGAUUCCUCCUCUCACUCGCAAGAUAAACUGAGCUCCCUGUAUGACAGACAGAGAAAGAGCCGUAAAGACAGGGAGAGGCCAAAGCAGAAAGUAAAGAAAGCCACAGAGUCCCUAAGCACGGUUGUUAGCUCAGUCUCUGUAACAGAGAAGACUUGCACAAGUACCAGCGGCAGUGGGAGCAGCAGUAGCAGUAGCAGCAGCAGCAGCCGUGCCUACAAAUCAGGCACUGCGAGAGGUUUGGAUGAAGCCACACCCAACUUUGCCAGCAAGCACUUCCAGAGACCAUCCACAUCGCUCGUAAGUGGGAAGGAGACGGCAGAGGUGGCCAGGUCAGAGGUCAAAAGCAAGAAGGCUUCCAGCCAUGGCUCCAGUCAGCGGGGGCGGAAGCCAGGUGGAGGUGGACCCAAGAGCACAGCGACUGUUGCCACAGUCUCCUCGCCCAGCCUGUUUCAGCAAGGUGGUCUCCUGAGCUCCUCUAGCAGCGGGCUACAGCCUCCCCAGGAGAGUGGAGUGUUCGCCAAAUCUGACCUGCGUGGAGAGGCCUACCUGACCGCCCGGGAUUCCUCACAGGCUCCGGUGCCCUAUGAUGCCUCGAAAUCAGAUGUCUUCAGCACCGAGGGGCACCUGUCAGGUUUUGGCUCGCUGAUGCGCUUUGGGCCAGCUCCCACGGCCCAGAGGAAAGCCUCAGAGGGCUCUCCCGGAGACUUCAGGCCUUCCGGUGGGGCGGGGGCCCCUCCUGGCAUAGGCCCCAGCUACAAGCGGCCCCAGCCAGUUGCAGGACUGGAGGAGGAGGAGGCAGUGAAGGAGAAGAAACACAAGGGCAGCAAGAAGAGCCGGCACGGGCGGGGGAGGCCAAAGGGCAGCAGGAACGACGGCAACACCAGCCUGGCGGUCCCCAUGUCCCUCAUGUCGCCGUCGGCAACUGAUCGCAGCGGAUGCAUCACAAGCCCUGCUUUGCCAAAGCUCACACCAUCCACCAGCCUGAGUGGUUCCAUUCCAAGUCUGACAUUGGAACCAUCGCUUCUGGGUUCAGGUAUCUAUGCAAAUAAGGAGAUGCCACUGUCGCUCAGUGGUGGCGUUUUAGGAGUUGGCUGCAGCACUCCUCUCUCAUCCAACAUCCUCCCACAUCACCGUGCCCCCCACAUGAUGCACCUCAGUCGUCCGUCGCUGCCCACCUGUAUGGCUGCCACUGCCUCCAUCAGUUCCACCCAGGUGUUUUCCCUGCCUGGCUCAUCAUACAACCUGGCUCCUUCCAAUGUGUUUGGAGGGCCAAUUACUCCGGGCUCAUCCAUUUCUUCGCUGUUGAAUCCUGUGGAAAGUGGCCAAACAGAGCCAGACCUCGAUGACAAUGAUUGCAGCUUUGUCUGCAGAGACAGUUCUUCCAGAGGAAGUCUUUCUCCAACAUCUCCCAUCGGUGGCCUGUCCAUGCUCUACAAUCAAACAAUAACCAGUCAGCUGGAGAAUGUACCACAGACAACAUCCAACAUUGAAGAGCUCUUGGACAAGCACUGGAGUGGAGAAGGAGGCAUUGACAUUGUGGAUAUGUUAAAGUCUCUGCACCUGCUGCAGUUGGACAACCGGCGUCUACAGGAACAGAUCAUGAGUCUCUCGGCCAAGAAAGAGCGGCUUCAGCUGCUGAAUGUCCAGCUAUCCGUCCCCUUUGCCAGUGUGACAUCAACCAAUGGCCCGUCCUCCCAAGCACAUUUAAUGAGUUCCCAAAACGCCUGCAGCUCCGAACUGCUGAACAGCAGUAAGAGUCCUCCUUCGAAGAGCAGCUUCAUAACUGAGAACUCUCUCUCUGCAUCAUCAGAGGAUCUCCACUCUGGUUGCCACAGUAGAAGCAGCUCAUCUUCGUCCCUCCAGAGCACCCCACCUCCUGCCCUGCCACUUCUGCAGCAAAGUCCGGUCUCCCUCCAGCUUCCAGGAAUGGCCGGAAUUUCGCAGCCAGUCAACGGGUUGGCCAGGACCUGCGUGGGAAGCCUGGGCAGCAGUGUUUCCACGGCGACGACAACUUUCUCAUCUACACCCAUGAUGACUGGGAUGAUGGGAGGCCCCCUGGGUUCCCAAUUGGCCAGCAAUGGUAUUGUCGGUCCUCUGAAUGGUGUGAGCCAAUCAUCUGCAUCUGUGGCAUCAAUCCAUAACUCCCUCGCACAUACGUCUGCACCCAUUAAUGUUCCACCAACAGCUGGCCUCUGUCACAGCAGUGUCUCCGGAUUGGGCCAGAUACCUGACCAGCAAAGACAGUUCCUGUACCAGCACCAGCAGCAGCAGCAGCUACAGCAGCUGCUAACCUCCCAGCAGUUGACUCCGGACCAACAAGCCUUGGUGUAUCAGAUGAUGCAACAACAACAGCAGCAGCAGAGGCAGCGGGACCUCCAGCGGCUGCAGAUGUCCGGAGCAUCACAACUCCCCAUCAAUAACCUGGCUCAAGCAUCACCAUCCCUACCUGUCCACUCGGACCCAGACUCUUUCAUUUCCCUUCACACCGACAACAGCGCACAGAAAGCUCAGAGGCUGAAUGAUAAAGUCAACCAGGAUAAAAGCUGACAAUGUCAUGACUGCACCUCGGCCUGAUAAUUUUGGAUCUUGCUGUUCACUUUUCCUGAAGUCAGAGAUCAUGGGUCAAGAGUUGGACAGCCUCGGAUAUCUGCCGCCAAACAACAGACUCUUGCACAGGGGGGAGGCACAAUAAAAAAACAAGCCAGAAAUGAGUUGCACAAGGAACCUUCACUGCAUCCUCUCAGGAAACGUGAGCAAUGCUUCUUUGAGAGGAGGCCUGGGUGUUUACUGAAGUCUCCGGCUUCCGCAACCAGUGGUGAGAGGCAACUUUUGCCCAGCAACAAGCCAUUGGAAUCACCGCUGCAGAACUCAGUUCUGGUCUUGUGAAACAGAGGAAUAUGAUCAUUGCUGCUGUACAGAAAUUCAGAGACGCAAAGUCAAAGGAUCAGAAAAACUUCUACAAUUCCAUGUACACAUUUGAACAUAUGUGUUAGCAAUAUCUGUGGCAUCAAAGUGACAAGUCUGACCCCCUUAUGGUCCUCUGUGACAAAUAUUGUUAUCUCUUUCCUUUUGUGCGUGUGUAUAUACGCUGAUGGUACCGUGUCUUUUUCAUGUUAACAAAGGCAAGACUGAAUUAAUGGGGAAGAAGUUCUCCGUCAAUUGCAUAUGCUAAACAUGUGAUGCGGUGAUGAUUGUGCAUUGAAUUUUACACUUCGUGGCCACUUUAUUAGGUACAGGAGUAGAACCUGGUGUGGCCUUCUGCUGCUGCAGCUCAUCCACUUAAAGUUUCGACAUGUUGUGUAUUCAGAAUUACUCUUCUGCACAGCACUGUUGUAACAUGUGAUUAUUUGAGUUACUGUCACCUUCUUGUCAGCUUGAACCAGUUUGGCCAUUGUCCACUGACGUGUCUUACUAACAAGGCAUUUUUGCUAACAAAACUGGCACUUACUGGAUUUUUUUUGUUUUUCACAACAUUUCUGUGAACUCUAGAGACUGUUGUGUGUGAAAAUCCUAGGAGAUCAGCAGUUUCUGAGAUGCUCAAACCACCCCAUCUGGCACCAACAGUCAAAGUCACUUAUCACAUUUCUUACUCAUUCUGAUGUUUGGUCUGAACAACAACUGAACCUCUUAAUCAUGUCUGCAUUUGUGCAUUCAGUUGCUGCCACAUGAUAUUUGCAUUAACAAGCAGGUGUACAGGUGUAUCUAAUAAAUUGGCCACUGACUGUAGUUCCAUUGGUUCAAUGGAACCAAAUUUUAUGUAUGGUCAACACCAUAUCACUCAAUUAGCCAAAUGACAAUGAACUUCCAGUCCAGUGUCAUUUCUGAGAUUGAGCUGUGAGGUAGUGGUUAGGUUUGGGAUAAGACUGACCUGUCUUGCGCUGAGAACUGCUCCACUCCAGGCCACUCAAAUCAGCUGAAGUUGGGAAUGCUUAAGGAUGUGCUGGGUACGCCCAGGGUGGUCUGCACCAGAUAUUUAAUCUGGGAUAAUCUCAAGCAAAAUUUUUUGGCAUAGGAGAGAUUUUUUUUAAUAUUACCUGUGUUCAUACUGGGUCAUGUGGGCCAAAUCGUAUUUAUCAUCCCAUCCCUUAUUAAAGUGACUGUAUCGAGGCAGACCUCAAGAACUACCAUGGUCCACAAUAGUAGAGUUACUCUUUAUAGUGAUGCAAGCCCCAGCAUUUUGACCCUGUAAUGCUUUAUUCCCUGGGUAUCAGUUUUAACCUGGCCAUGGUCACGUGCCCCUUAUAAAUUUAAGAAUGGAAUUGAGAGCUUUGGAGUGAACAUGAAACAAGGGAGGUUUUCCUGUCCUCCAGAGAUUGAAAACAAUACAGAAUGGUCUCACCAAUCACCUGCCAGCUUGUAUUCCUUUCCCUACUACCCCCCCCCCCACCUCCUAAUUCUGGCUUCUUCCCCUUCCUUUCCAGUCCUGAAGAAGCGUCUCGUCUUGGCCCAACACAUGGACUGUUUGUAUACUCAUUUCCAUUGAUGCUGCCUGACCUGCUGACCUACUCCAGCAUUUUAUAUGUGUCUUGCUCUGGAUUUCCAGCAUCUGCAGAAUCUCUAGUGCCUGCAACUUGUGAGAGAGAGUGGGUGUUAUAGAGGAAGGCGUGAACCGCUCAGACACUGACUGUGCUGCAGCUAAUGUAUGCUGGUCUAGGAUUAGCUAAACUAUUAACCAGCACGUCCUAAGCGUCAGCUCAGAUAUAGGCCAUUAACCACUGGCUGUGCUUUACAAACUGAAGCUCCCUCUAGGAAUCGUCAGUUUCUCCUCCCUUUCACUGGUAGGUGAACUCUAACGAAACCUAAACCUGGUCAUCCCUUAUCCUUUUUAUCUUCACAGUAAGUCUUAAGUAUUGUUAUGCUCUUUGUUUCCUUAGUAGCCUGUUCAGAGAGCUGAUCUGCUUAAUGUCCAGGUGCUUUGCUUAGACAUUUCAACAGACAAGAAUUAAUGUCAUUUUUCAAAACAUUUCAGGAAACUGUGUGGAGUAGCAAGCACAAAAUGCUGGAGGAAAUCAGCAUUGUCAGGCAGCAUCUUUGGAGAGGAAUAAACAGUCUCUUUUCAGGCCAAAACCUGAUGAUUUGUCCUGAUGAAGGUUUUUGGCUGUUUAUUCCCUUCCAUCAAUCCUGAAUUCCUCCGGCAUUUUAUGGGUGUUUCUCUGGAUUGCCAGUAUCCGCAGAAUCUCUUGGUGAAUAUUGUGUGGAAAUUGGGUUACCAUUUAUUUGAUGGUCCAGAGUGUCUGGGAGCUCCCUCAGGCCAGCGGGUGGGGAUAGGGGAGAGGAGGGAAAUGGGGUCUGUAAUCACUGAAGUCAAAAGAACCACCCCAGUGCUUGUGGGGCAUGUGCUUUUCCUUAGCACUCUGGAAAACCCCAAAGACAGCCCUAAAACAUGGGAUUUCUCCAAGGAACUGGUCAUUUUUCAAAGACCAAGUUAAACUCUCAUUAAUCCUGGAGUUGCACUGGGUGGGUAGUAUUCAGACCCCACAGUGAUGGGACUAUCCCAAGAGUCCAGCGCCAGCAAUCUGCUCCUACACACUCAUUCACCCAGAGGAAGACCAGGGUCCAUAUCAACUCUGGAUUUGUUUCUUUGCUGAGAAAACUCCAGGCUUUAUCGGCAGGGUCCACCCUUAUAUGCUCCCCCGCCCCCCCCCCGCCAGGUUCUCACUCUGCACCCAAGCCAGAGGAAUAAACCCAGUAGCAAAGUUUCCCCCACCUUCACCAAGCAUCAGUUGGCAACAGAGGGGUCUUACCCUCAUCUCCCCGUUCCUAAAGGUAGGCAAUCUGGGCUGGUUGGGAUUAGAAUGGGAAGGCAGAGCCUUAUUUGGGAUAGUUUUGUUGUUGUCUUACAAAAAAUUCUUGCACUUUAUAAUGGAAAGGUGAAUGCUAUGCAUCUAUGAUUUAGGUUAAUUCCCAAGGCUUCUUUGCAUGUGUAUAUGUGUGUGCAUGUACGUGAGCUGAGUCUGGUUGGAAUAGAGGGAGAGGAAGCACAAACAUCACUUCCACUCUUUCUCCCAGGUCAGAUAAUGGGUUCAAUUCGAUCAUGUAUAGGGCAUGGAUCCUUAAGCAAAAGCAGGAGAGACCCAUUUGCUCUGUCAUGGUUUAAGUUGCUUUGCCUGGUCUUUUAGAAUCAAGAACUCCAGUUUUUCGGUAGUACUUCUUUAUAUCUAUGGUUACCCUGCACUUUAGCUCUUGAAUGACACAGCCCUGAACAGAGAAGGAACAGGAUAAGGUGACCCACUCCAGAAUCAACUUGUCUUCUAUCUAUGUUCUAACUGUUGUCUUCUAUCUGGGUGCAAGGAGUGUUUGAGAAGGCAAGGUGUGUUGUUGAUGGGAUCUGGCAUUUGGCUGGUGAGGGCUCGCGACUCGGCGUAAAGGCGCAAACCUGCCCCCAUUUUUUGGACCAAAUCUCACUUUGUGGGGGUGGGUUUGGGUUAAGGAGGCAUCUUGACAGUACUCCUCUGCGGAUGGGCACAAUAUCAUACAUGUCAGGAUGGCAUUACCAGUCUUCUGUGCCAACCCAUCAGAUUUGGACUGGAGUUUCCAGGAAGAAAUCUUAAUCUCCAGGGAAACAUUCCAUGUUUUGCUAGGCACUUCAGCAAAGACAAAGCAUUGCAAAAUGGAGGAAGGGUUUGUUGACUGGCACCCUGUGGGUUUGUGUUACUGAGAAUGGCAGGGUGGAAAGGCCCAGCCAGAUUGUUCAGGAGAGGGUGGACUAGGAUUAGGCCAAAGUAGAGGGGAGAGGACUACCGACUCUAGAUGCAGGGUAUCUUUUUAGUCCUCUCACCACAAUGGUAGUAAAGAACCAGGGUUCCCAUCAAAGCAAUGAUGUGCACUGUCUUCUUUCUGAAAAUGUGAUGCAUUUGAAGCUCCCUCCUUGCGAGAGCAUUUUGCAAACCAUCUCAAAAGAGUUGAGUUUGGACCUUGUGUAGACAAUAACAGCAUUGGUUUCUGUCUGAGAAAACAAUGCUAAUUUUUAACUGUACCCUCAUAGGCAUUGUGAAUCAGAUUUAAUGUCCUUUUAUAUGUAGUAAACGUAACACCUUCCGCACUGUCUUGUUAUAUCCCGAGAAAGCUGUACUUUCAGUGAUAGUAAAUGGAUGUUGUUCACCACAGGCUUCCAUCACCCAACCACUAAUAUAAAUAGGAAUGUAGACUUGGACCAAACCUUCAGAAUUGGCCUAAAAUUGACAGGAAAUCAAGGAUUAAAACUCCAGGAGACUGGCACGAGCAAGCCCCAGAGGUAAAUCAGAGGACAGUUAUCUUGGAAAGGCUUCAUUUAAUGUAUUGAAAAGAAUGGAGAUGGCAAGAAAGCUGGGAGACAAGUGGCCACCAGAGAUUGCUUGUCUUCCCCCAGUUGGUGAGGUAAGAUGGACAUGUUGGUGGUGACUGGGAAGGUGGAGGUCAAGGGUGGUGAGAUGAAAUUUCCAGAGUUCCAGAGAUAUGGAAGAGGUAGCAAGUUGACAUGUAAUGCACAAGAUGGAAAGCUCCCAUGGUGAGUUGGAGGUAGUUGGGCAUUUUCAUAUAAGACUAUGUCCAAAUUCAAUUCAGACCAUGAUGAGAAGACAGGUGGUUGCUCCCAUAUUGAUAUGAUGGCUCAUGAGCUUCAUGUGAAUGUGUUCACCACUAAUCAUAGAAAUUCUCAUUCAGAGUCCAAAGGACCUGUGGAUUUUCAAGGUUACCUUUCCUUACAAGAUAAAGUCGGCUUUUCAAGGUGCAAGUUUCAGAAGUAGUAAGGGGUUGGCGAUGAUGUUUGGUCAUGUCUUGCUCUCCAUCAUCAUGUUGUGUUUCUUGUGCACUUUUUUCUUUCUGAAAACGUGAGAGCAGUGGGCGUCUUGUUAUUGGCGAUCAUGUACUGCACUCUCAUCUGGUCUAACUGCUUUUGAUAGAUUUAUCCAAACUGGCGUGUAACUGUAGCUGCAGACAUAGGGUGUAACGUUACAGUGCUGCAGUGAAUAUGUGCAGACAACAUUGUCCUUGUACUGUAAAGAACUUUUCCUUUUUAGAACGCAGCAUGUUUAUAAAAUAUAUCAUGUUUUUUUCAAGAAAAGAAUCAUUUGCUACAUUCAAUAGACUAAUAUUGUAUGGGGUUUAUCCUUGGAUGGGUGACCCACUGUGACACAAUGUGAUUUUGGACAUGUGCGCUGAUCGGGGUCACCUGGUUAAGUUGAAUGUAGAAGGUGUUGAAGUUUUCCUUGUACUUUGUCUGGUGGUUCUUGUCCCAGGGCCUUGCUGUCAAUAAGCUUGUGAUUGUCGGGAUGACAAAUUCCCAACCCAGUCCUCUCAAUGGAAGACCGAAUGGUUUAAGGAAAACAGCAGCCAGGCAGAGAGCUGAUGAACCCUUUACUGGUGCUUUUAGUGCAGUGGGGUGACAGUCAGGACAGACAGCCCCGUGUAGGUUGUACAGGGGAUUCAUCUGACUUGUAAAUAAAUUCAUUUCAAAUAUUAUUUGUCAAAAGCAUAAAAAUCUAAAUAUGCUCAUUUGUAAUAUUUCUAUGAAAGACAUUUUGCUUAGAGAUUUAUCUGUGUGAUUUUAUUUAUUGUUUUUUUUUGUCUUGUUAAAAGAAUAACUUUGGAAUUAUACACCGAACUGUGCAGAGAACCCAGGUGGCCAUGUUGCUUCAGGGCAACAUGAGAGCUGAGAAAAUGUAAGAGAGAUAUUUUGCUAUGAAGGAUUACAUUUUUACUAAAAAAAAAAUUGUUCAAAAGAAGAAAAUAAUUUAUCUUGUUUAUUUGCAACUGUGUGGUGUCCAUUUACUCUGUGUGCGUGAGAAACACUUGCCAGUGGUGCCCUUGAGAAACCAAGAGAGCCCUGGCAAUAUCUGAGCUACUGUUUUUUAGAUGGGACAUUACAUGGAAUAUAGACUCUUUGGCCCAUGAUGUCCGUGCAUUCCAUGAUGCCAAGUUCCUUAAUGUCUACGCGUGAUACAUAUCCCUCCGUUCCAGCAUGUACCUGUAUAUGUGUAUGUCUAAAUGCCUUUUUAGUGUUGCUAUUGUAACUUUUUCCUCCACUACUCUGAAAAACUAUUCCAGGCAC
Messenger RNA from Mobula hypostoma (lesser devil ray), 9754 nucleotides. Its product is annotated as protein AF-10-like. Gene Ontology annotation, cellular component: nucleus. The transcript has 20 exons. The record is from RefSeq and is a predicted model, not a curated record. Bases 127 to 3273 code for a protein of 1048 amino acids. Lineage: Eukaryota; Metazoa; Chordata; Chondrichthyes; Myliobatiformes; Myliobatidae. Gene Ontology annotation, biological process: regulation of transcription by RNA polymerase II. Gene Ontology annotation, molecular function: histone binding; nucleosome binding.